Danio aesculapii is the source of this 5417-nucleotide messenger RNA. RefSeq names its product syntaxin binding protein 4 (gene stxbp4). The coding region runs from base 37 to 2271 and encodes 744 amino acids. The transcript has 22 exons. Gene Ontology annotation, cellular component: cytoplasmic vesicle. NCBI's taxonomy places the organism in Eukaryota, Metazoa, Chordata, Actinopteri, Cypriniformes, Danionidae. Gene Ontology annotation, biological process: insulin receptor signaling pathway; regulation of insulin secretion involved in cellular response to glucose stimulus. Gene Ontology annotation, molecular function: syntaxin binding. The record is from RefSeq and is a predicted model, not a curated record.
CUUCACUGUAGCUCAUCAGUCGCUUGCGAACCUGCGAUGGCACUGCUUCCACAAUCCGUGGAGGCAGAACACUUUGACGGUCUUUCACUCCUCUACUGGACAAUAAUGGGACCCCAUGGCAUCAACCGUGCUGUGGAAAGACUAGAGUUUACAGACUGUAAAAAAGGACUUGGCGUGAAGAUUAUUGGGGGCUACAGGGGACAGAGCGGUGAAGAGUUCGGCAUUUUCAUUAAACGGGUUUUGCCAGGUGGCGUCGCGGCACAGGACGGGCGUAUCAGACCAGGGGACCUCAUUUUAGAUGUCAACAACAUGAAUUUACGGGGUGUUACGAAUGAAAAGGCAGUGGAGGUUCUUCGAAUGGCAUCUUCUACAAAUCACAUGUCUUUACUGAUAGUACGUGACGACGCUUCCAGGAGGGAAUUUACUGAAUUAAUGGAGAAGUAUGGCUCCAGCAGUAGUACCAGUUCUGGAUCAGACACCUCUGUUUCCACAGGAAAGAUGACAGACACGGCGUCCUCCUCCUCAUCAUCCAGAUCAACCAGUCCUCUGCUUCUGAGUCCUAAAGAACCAAGCCCAGCGUACACCACUGCCUGCAUCAACUCGCCAUCUCCACAAGUCUGCACAGACUGCAUGAUUCAACUGAUAUGUGUUGCCAAAGGGACGGGGUUAGGCCUGGUCAUCAGGGGCGGAGCUAACCGUGCAGAGGGGCCAAUGGUGUUCGUGCAAGAAAUAAUUCAAGGAGGCGACUGCCAAAAAGACGGGAGGCUAAAGACGGGGGACCAGCUCAUAUCCAUCAACAAGGAGUCACUUGUUGGAGUAACACAUGAAGAAGCCAAAAGCAUACUCACUCGAACCAAACUCAGACCAGACCCUACAGUAGAAAUAGCAUUUAUCAGACGGAGAUCUUCAUCAGGCUCCAGCAGUGGACCACACAGCCCUAUCUCCCUUCAACCCUCCUGCAGUACAAAUCCUCCAGCUCCCCAAACCAAGCCCUCUGGACUGAGUGGAGCAGCUUUACCUGGAGGCCUCGUUCCCAAAAUAGCCAACACUCCCAAUUCUGGAAGUGAGACGUUGCCUUCUGUUGAACUUACUAAGGUACGAGCAGCUACAGGAAAGCCUGUUCUUGCCCCCGUGACCUCACCUGAGAGUGCCUGCACCACAGUGGCCAACUCUGAUGCAUCCGCUGCCUGUAACCCCAGCAGACCCUCCAAACCUCUGUGUUCCGUCCAAAGCUUCGAACUCAAGCCCGAAAAAAUCGACCAGACUUUGGAGGUGCUUGGAUUGAAGCCGGCUGAUUCUCAGGUCCUGACGCUGAGAGAAAGACUGCGUUUGAAUGCAGGAGGGACAGUGGCUUAUGGAGAUUUUGAAACAGUGACAAAGGAACUUUUUAAACAACCGUCUAAGUCGGAUUCAGAACAGGAAGUAGUGAGAUUGACAUCAGAUGAUCUCAUUGAGUCUCCAUCAAACCCUACGCCGUCAUUAUCAGACUCUGAUGAUCUAGAUGAGAUGGAGAGGCUAAGGAAAGAGCACAUCGAUGCCUUGAGGGAGCUCAAGGGACUGCAGGAUAAGCUGGCAGAAUCCGAGAGCCUUAAUCAUAAGAUGCUGCAGGAACUGACAAAAGUUAAACAGGACGCAAAAUCUGCAGUGGAGGAGAGUCGAUCCCUGCGGACCCGGAUCCAUCUGGCAGAGGCUGCACAGAAACAGGCCCGGGGAAUGGAGAUGGACUACGAAGAGGUCAUCCACCUCCUGGAGGCUGAGAUAGCUGAGAUGAAGUCUCUAAAAGCUGAACAACCUGGUCAGGAAAAGGAGGAUCUACAAGAUCUGAAAAAAAGGAUAUCUGUUCUCGAAUGCCAGUUACGGAAGAGUGAAGUAGCAAAGAAGGGUUUUCAAGUCUCCACGGGUAAACUUCUGCAGUUUGUAGAGGCUGUCCAAGGCUUCUUGUCUGAAAACCCAAGCGCUCCAAGAGUCCAUAGUUCUCACUAUGAUGUGAAGUCGGGCACAUUGUCUCGCGGUGUGAAGAAAACACCCUGCACAGCUUCUUCUCUCGCCGUAGAAGCUAAAGAACUGACUCACACUAUCAGAAGCAUUUUAGAGCUGGACUGUUUACCUUUUGGCUGGGAUGAGGCAUACACUUCAGAUGGAGUGAAAUACUACAUAAACCAUGUGACUCAAACAACAUCAUGGACGCACCCAGUGACAAGAUCUUUGGGUUUGUCAGAUCCAGGAACUAGCGAUCAUCCAACCUUGGACUCUCCAGAAUUCACCGCCUAAACUGAAUCCCCAAAACAACAACAACAACCCAAACAAAGCAGCAAAGAAAACCCAAACUGCAUGUGCAUCGUAGAAAAAGCCUCCACAUUCAUUGUCAAUGGUUUUCAACAUUCAAUACAGGAGAUAUUGAAAUAGGCAUCAAUAUAAAUCCAUUCCAAGGACUCUCAAAAAGCUCGUUGAUGGCUUGAGAAUUCACAUUGGAGUCUCGAGUUUUCAAUGUUUUCAUGUCUGUGCGCUGUUUUUCUGACAUUUUAGGAGUUUCCCAUCAUACGUUGAUCUCUUUUUAUUCUGCACCUUGAUGAAAACAAUGGACAGACUUGAUCUGUCUUCCGACUUUUCAGAAGUUUAACAGAACUGCACUUGUUUGAAGUAAAAAAAAAAACGUGGCCUCUUGGGUGAAGCAGGAACUUUUGGAGGAAUGCGGUGAGUUGGUCAGGAUGGACGCUUUCUGUGAUGUUCAUUCAAUUCAGCUUGUGUUUGCUGCGCUCGCUGAAAACAUUUGUUCGUAGAUUUGUUGAAACAGGAAUUUGUUUACUUUUUCAGACUUCCUCGAAGCAGCUAAGCUCUGGGAAUCGUUGCACGUAAUUGUUCUCCAUUUACAGUUCUCUCCACUAACAUUGGCACCCUUGGUAAAUAUGAGCAAAGAUUUGUUCAAAAUAUUAACAAAAAAAAAACUGAAGAUGCUUGACUUGUUUUAGAGGCCUUUUCUUGAAACACUUUCAAAGUAUUUGUGGUGAUUGCGUUUUAACUUUGGAGAUUUUUCGACCCCAUAACCAAACUAGCAUCUAUAUAGUUUAACUAACUAUUUGGUUCUGGGAACUAUUUUUCAGUGGAACCAUCAUGUUGACAAUAGUGAUGGGAGAAACUAAGAUUUUCAAAGCUUUUUAAUCAUAGAACCAGUUGUUUUGAAAAAUGUUUCCCUGAUUCAAAGCAUCCAAAAUGACACAUGCUAGUAACAUCUGCUGGUCAUAACCAACAAAAAAUAGGAAUGGAUGUUAUUAGGUAUUAGAAUACAUUAUUUUAAUAAAUAUUAUAAUUUUGUAAGACUUUAUAAGAUCUUAGAUGAGAUCACUGACUUCAAAUACACAAGCAAAUAAAAUAACCACAAUUUAAUAAACGGUAAAGGAGUCGGAAACGUUAUUUUAAUAGUGUAUUCAUGACAGCAGCAGGGAUAAUUACUACGUAGAAAUGUCUGUAAUUUGAGCAGACUUUGGUUUUGUGGUGAGCAUGUGUGAUUUCCUGCAUUGAUAAGUUUACAGAAUCAUGAAUCGUGAAGAAUAUUGAGCUGUUUUGAACUAUGACCAUUAUGCACAUGCUUCGCAUGUCUUGUGCUUUGGUCGAACUGGCAUUUGCAUGACGAAUUGAAAGGAAUGGGCUUCAUAGCAUAGCGAUUUCUUCAUCCAGUGUAAAAAAGCAGCUUCACUUUGUGCAAUGAUUAUGGUUGGGGAAAGUGUAAUCAGCGCACUGAACAUUACUGGGUAGUGUGGUGCAGCAUAUCCAUUUUUGACAAUUUUCAGCAGACGAAAAUUGUUUUAUUCCUAGUAUAAAUGCAACAAAAAUGCAAACAAAACAUGGAUAAAAACUGACAUUUUAAAACACUACAAAUGUAAAAUUGAAACUAACCUAUCAAAUGCUGUUGGCUUAUCAUAUAAUGUCAUUUAAUAUGUGUCUAAUUAUCAAAUUUGUUUUGCUUAAACAGUUUUUUCCAUUGUGGGCUCUGCUAAACAGGACAAGACACCAUCAACUAGUAUCAUUCCUUUUCAUUUUACAAAUCAUCUAAUUAAACAUCUACAAACUCAUAAAACAGAUCUGGGGUCAGGUAAAUACUACAAAACCUGUUCAGUGAUUCGCCAAUGUGAUUUUAGUAAAUCUGCAUGAUUCAUGUGGAUUUUAUAGCAUUACACAUACCACCCCUCCUCCCCCAAUGGAGAGCCAUUGAAUUUUCGAAAUGACAGAAAGAAGCCCUGUUUACUAUAAGCAUGUGACCUUGAUUCAAAACAAAAGAUUCGUAAAGAUUCAAAGCUUCAUGAAGCAAUGCUUUGAAAGCGGCCAUUUGUUAUUUUCUUAAAGCCAUUUCCAAGUUUUUAAAGCUCAAACUUUCAAGCUUUCUUGCCUUUACACGUUCCCAGCAUGCACACAAUGUCAUAAGACGUUAAUAUUAGGUUAGAUUUAGGUUGUGAUGUGCGGUGACCAAAAAUCAAUGUUGUGUUGGAAAGUGACCAAAAUCCAACGUCGUGCCAACAUCUUAAACCAUAUUGGCGUCAAAUACUGACAUUUAUUCAACCAAAAUCCAACAUCUGCUAGACAUCAUAGCGGUAACGUCCAUACAACAUCAAGCUGUAACAUCAUUAAACGUUGAUAUUUGGUUGUUUUUAGGUUACAUUGGAAAGUGACCAAGAUCCAACGUCUGUCCGAUGUUGGGAUAGUGACGUCAGCCUGACGUUGAGUUCUGACAUCAACACAAUUUUCAUUUCCCCCCUAAAUGCCAUUACAUUGGGGUACAGUGUCAUUAUGAAGUCAUGCUGACGUCUUGGGUUGUGAUGAAUAAUGUCUGGUUUCCGGUCAACCCAAUUGUACUAAAUAAAUAAAUAAAUAAAAACUUAUGAGAAGAUAUUUCAAAAAUAUUUGCUCAUAAAUUCAUAAAUAUUUGCUCAUAAAAUAUAUGUUAAUAUUGUGACAGGCAUAUUUAACAAAGAUACUUCUAAUUUUGUUCUUAAUGAGAGGGUUUUUGUUAAUAUAUUGAGCAAAAGUUCAAACGGUAUCAGUCAAAGACCUUUUUGUCAAAGCCUUCUUUACUCAUAAAUACCAAGGGUUCCAAUAUUAGUGUAGAGCACAGUAAAUAUGCAUUUAUAUCAUUUCUGCUGUUCUCCUUAGUGGACUCUAUCUCGGUGUUAUGCAUAACUGUGAAAGUGUCUUCUCUUGCAUGUGCAACUAGUUCUGCGCUUCCAUUAGAAAUGUGAGUUUGACGUACCCUAAGCCUUAUGUGUAUAAUUUAUUGAAGAAAAACAACACGACAUGGCAUUUGCUUUGUUGUGGAUUCACUUUGCCUAACAGCGUAAAGUUAGACUCUUUACGGUAGAUUAUGAAGAUCUAUGUUUCUCCUUUAAUGUGUGAAUACUUCUGUGGUUCUAUUAAAGAUCAGAUGA